Cydia strobilella is the source of this 3171-nucleotide messenger RNA. It is a transcript of the gene Drp1, whose product is annotated as dynamin-1-like protein. The record is from RefSeq and is a predicted model, not a curated record. Gene Ontology annotation, biological process: mitochondrial fission. Gene Ontology annotation, cellular component: microtubule; cytoplasm; membrane. The coding region runs from base 138 to 2303 and encodes 721 amino acids. Gene Ontology annotation, molecular function: GTPase activity; GTP binding; microtubule binding. The transcript is spliced from 15 exons. NCBI's taxonomy places the organism in Eukaryota, Metazoa, Arthropoda, Insecta, Lepidoptera, Tortricidae.
AUCAAUAUGGCCGAUUUUUACCGGUCGUGUGUUAUUGUAUUUACGUAAAAGUUCGUUAUUAAUAAUUUCGGCCCGUAAAGUUCUUAACAUCACUCUAUAAUCGUAUUUACUGCGUGUAAGAGAGCUGAUAGACAAUAAUGGAAGCACUUAUACCAGUUAUCAAUAAAUUGCAAGAUGUAUUUAAUACGGUCGGAGCAGAUGCCAUUCAGUUACCUCAAAUCAUAGUUUUAGGAACACAGAGUUCUGGCAAAAGUUCAGUGAUAGAGAGUCUGGUCGGGCGUUCUUUCCUCCCCCGUGGUCCCGGCAUCGUGACGCGACGCCCGCUGAUUCUGCAGCUGGUGUACAGCCCCAAAGAUAGCAAGGAGCAUCGGUCUGCAGAAGAAGGGACUGUAAACUUAGAAGAAUGGGGCAAGUUCCUGCACACGAAAGAAAAGAUCUACACAGAUUUCGACCAAAUCAGGCAAGAGAUAGAACGGGAGACGGACCGGAUGGCGGGCAACAACAAGGGCAUAUGCCCGGAAGCCAUCAACCUCAAGAUUUACUCCACCAAAGUUGUCAACCUCACCCUCGUGGAUUUACCUGGUAUCACCAAAGUACCUAUCGGUGACCAACCCGAGGAUAUAGAAAACCAAAUCCGAAACCUGAUAAUGAAGUACAUAGCUAAUCCGAACUCGAUAAUUCUGGCCGUGACCGCAGCCAACACGGACAUGGCAACCAGCGAGGCUAUUAAAAUGGCGAAGGAUGUGGACCCGGAUGGAAGACGGACCCUGGCUGUUGUAACUAAGCUUGAUCUCAUGGAUGCCGGAACCGACGCAAUAGAUAUCCUAUGCGGGCGUGUGAUUCCCGUGAAACUCGGUAUUAUCGGCGUCGUUAACCGAUCGCAGCAAGACAUUAUCGAUAAGAAAACCAUUACGGAUGCUCUAAAAGACGAAGCCACAUAUCUUCAAAGAAAGUACCCGACGAUUGCGACGAGGAACGGAACGCCAUACUUGGCCAAGACCUUAAACAGGCUGCUCAUGCACCAUAUCAGAGAUUGUCUGCCCGAACUCAAGGUCCGCGUGAACGUAAUGAUCUCCCAGUUCCAAACCCUACUGAACUCGUACGGCGAGGACGUGUCGGACAAGUACCAGACGCUGCUGCAGAUCAUCACGAAGUUCGCGAGCGCCUACUGCUCCACCAUCGAGGGCACGGCGCGCAACAUCGAGACCACGGAGCUGUGCGGCGGCGCGAGGAUAUGCUACAUAUUCCACGAGACCUUUGGCAGAGUUCUGGAUUCUAUUCACCCGCUAGUAGGCUUGACGCGCAUGGACAUCCUGACGGCGAUCAGGAACGCGACGGGACCCCGGCCCGCGCUGUUCGUGCCCGAGGUGUCGUUCGAGCUGCUCGUGAAGCGCCAGAUCCGCCGCCUCGAGGAGCCCUCGCAACGUUGCGUUGAACUGGUGCACGAGGAGAUGCAGCGGAUAGUGCAACACUGCGGCACGGAGGUGCAGCAGGAGAUGCUGCGCUUCCCGCGCCUGCACCAGCGCAUCGUGGACGUGGUCACGCAGCUGCUGCGCACCAGGCUGCCCGCCACCAACGCCAUGGUGGAAAACCUAGUGGCGAUCGAGCUAGCGUACAUCAACACCAAGCACCCGGACUUCCACCGCGAGGCGGCGCUGGUGUCGGGGCUGCUGCAGAGCACGGACGACGACGGCGCGGUGUUCCGGCACAAGGCCCGCGCCACGCCCUCGCCGGUAUCCACCCUGUUCAAACUGCUUCUCCGCCAAACGGGUGAAAGAGGGUCCAUCCUAGUAUUCAUGACGAAUAUCUGGGAUGCGUACAAUCAGCACGUACCGGCCAUCACGGACGGCCACGAGAACAAAACUCCGACACAAAAUCAUAACAGUGAAUCUCCAGUCACACCCCAGGUGAACGGUGGGACUCCGCCGGAAAAGGUGCUGACACCGCAGAAGCCGGUGAACCUGCUGCCCGAGGUGCCGAGCCAGCAGUCGCGCAAGCUCUCCGACAGAGAGCAGCACGACUGUGACGUCAUAGAGCGACUUAUAAAGUCAUACUUCUACAUCGUCCGCAAAUCGAUCCAAGACUCGGUCCCUAAGGCGGUGAUGCACUUCCUGGUGAACUACGUGAAGGACAACCUGCAGUCGGAGCUGGUCACGCACCUGUACAAGUCGGACCAGGCCGACUCGCUGCUCAACGAGUCCGAGCACAUCGCGCAGCGGCGCAAGGAGGCCGCCGACAUGCUGCGGGCUCUGCAGCGUGCGGGGCAGAUCAUCAGCGAGAUCCGGGAGACGCACAUGUGGUGAUGUUUCGCCGACGGAGAGGACUAGUCUGAAUUAGUUAAAUGAGCUAUGCUAGUGUGUUCCCAAUAGUCCCCCGCCGAGGCACAGAUGGGAAUGUGUGUACUCAAAAUCAUUCCCACUGUCCCCGCUUCAUGGGAGGGGGACAAAUGGGAAUACACCGCGAUGCUCCGUACUCUGUACAUACUCCUAGCGUAGGUGAACACGUGACGUGCAUUAGGCUUCGUACAUACAGAUGCUUUUACUUCAAUCACAAUUUGUGUAGCUCUCUUUGCUAAAUCAUAAGUAUUGUCACAAUUGUGUUAGUGAUGCUAUCAGAUGUCUACAAGUAUUUGAUUUGAAACCAAAAAAGGAAGUUUUUUUAACUAAUUUUUAGACUGAAUAUUAGUCGUAUUUAUGUCCACUUAUUGAAUGUGACACUGUAUGUCUGAUAAUGAUAAAUCCGAACUAUUAUUUGUUGAACAAAUGUUUCAGAUUAUUGUUGAUUGUUUGAUACGUGCAGGUUGUUUCUGAUCAUUUUACGUAAAUACGAGGAUUGGGUGAAUAUUUUAUACGCGUCUGUUAUAGAAGUUCUAAGAUGUAAAGUGCCAAUAAAAUUCGAGUUAUUUAGUCCCGCUCGCAACAAUAUUUAAACUGAGUGAUAAUUCCUCCGUAGUAAACCAAUUUUUAGUAACUUAAAACUGGUGAUUAGUGAUUUUGAUUAAUUCACACAUCAAUCGAAUAAGUGUUUUAAGGGCGGUUGCAGACUAGCGUUAUUUUUCUGCGCGUAAACGGUCUUUUCGGCGUUAUAACGCGACGCGCGGUCUAUACGCGCCCACACGCGCUUCCAAAAAUGCGCUUAUAGGCGCGUAUAAAACGCGCGUCUGUAAUCGGC